AUGAACAUGCAGCUCUUCAACAUCGUCGCCGUCGCCGUCAUCGGAUUCCUCACCCCUACCGUCAUGGCCAAUUGCAACUACAAGACAAUCUGCACGCAGGAGUAUUGCGACAAGAAGUUUGGACCGGGCUAUGCGCCCUACUGCACAAUGUGCGCUGAAAUGGAUUCGGCAGGUGCGCGCCGCGAUGGAGCAUGGUGGAUUGGACAGAUCGAUGUGGCUUUUGAUCAAGAAAGUGUUGCCAUGGACGUAUUCGUCAGUACAAGGUACAAUGCCUUUAAUCCUGAGCGUUUCUUGGACUCCACGCAUCAAGCACAAUGUCCCGGUCGCAGAAAGACCGCAUACCUUCACAUGUCCGCCAACAUGACCGUCCACGCCCUUCGACCCACAUGUACCAAACAUCGCUUCGCCUGCGGAAGCGCUUCCUUCAAUCCCGGAUCCUGCCUGCCGAGUAAAUCCAGCAGUCCUCGGUUCUCGGAUCGUCUUCCGAGCCUCAUCAUUGGUUCCUUGCCCGCGCAGAGCUUCCACAGAGGUACUGUGAAAGGAAGCAGCAAUGGUCAUGGCAGUCCGUGGCGAGUUGGAGUCCUUCGAAGCAGGUCGGUGGGGAAGUUGCUUUUCCUCGUGGCGGCGACUCGGACUGCGGCUUCGCACACCGUGCGUGCAGGAGUCUGUACCGCUGGUCCGGAGUAA
Molecule: messenger RNA, 687 nt
Organism: Zymoseptoria tritici IPO323
Lineage: Eukaryota; Fungi; Ascomycota; Dothideomycetes; Mycosphaerellales; Mycosphaerellaceae
Exons: 4
Coding region: 1-687 (228 amino acids)
Source: RefSeq, a predicted model, not a curated record